AUGUUAUCAAAUGAUGAGCUUACUGUUAACAAACAUACCAAUUCACCUGUGGAUUACAAUAGUAAGAAAAAUUUCACAAUAUCAAUUUCUUCGAUUACGGGACACAAAUGGGAACAGAGUGUAACAUUAUGUGAGACUGUUGACAGUUUAAAGAUGAAAAUCUGGCAUCGUACAGGUCUCUACCCGUAUCAUCAAGGUCUAAUUUUGGACGAUUUAUCGUUAUCGGAAUUGUGUGGAAAAACAUUGCUUUAUGAGCUUGGUAUCCGAAAUAACUCACUAGUGCGUCUAGUAGUCAUCACAAGAUCGGGACCUCUGGCAUUAACAGUUCCUGAAAAACUUUCAGCGGUUCCGUGUUCUGUGCAAACUGAACAGAAUAAGGGAGAUUGUUGGGAUGAAUUACGUUUCUUCGAUGAACAGAAUUUGGAUGCAAAUCGUCGUACUUUAGUCCGAAUGUGCGAGCUGCGACGGCAGAUGAAACAGAGUACGUCAACGAAAUCGAUUUCUAGCGAGAAGCAAGUGCUUUCGGCUCCAGAAGAUACGAGUGCUAAAGAAAGUUCUGCUGGUGAUACAGAAUGUGAUGACGAUAUAAGCUGUUCUUGUAGCAGUACCACCUCUUCUGCCAAGGUUUUCGAAGCAGCACCAUUGUCUGGAACAAAAAAUGGCGAUAGAAGAGUUCGCCAGAAUGUUAGUAAAGAAGAAACGCCAGAUCUUUGCCAGAGCGAAUCAGUGAAUAAUUCUCGUGAUCGACUACUUAUCAUGAUGCAUCCGCGUGCCGCUUCGCCUACAGCAGAUUUGAAUACUCAUUCUGAGAAUGGCUCUGAUUUCUCCUCUGGAGUGGUGGUUUGUGAUCUCAGCAACGAAUUCAGAAGGUUACGUGUACGCCGUAAACAUCAUGGAAUGAGUAAUGGAUCUGCUUCUAUUCAAAGAACUCGAGCCAGAAGCAAACCAAGAAUACCACUUACAGCUCUUUCUCAUCAUCACAGAGGAUCAGAUGUGACUUCAAGCGAUGACGAGUUUCCACAUCGACGUAUAACCGAAGCAAACUUUUCAUGCUCGGCAUUUCGUCGUCCUUCAGCCGUUUCACGGGCACAGAAAGUUCUUAUUGGGUACCAGUCACAGCAACGUUGCAGUGCAUGUGCUGUCAAAUUAAACAACUUUUCAGUUGCAUUUCAGUGCAGGUGCGGCAAAACUCUGUGCACUCGACAUCGCCCUGCUGGAAUGCACACAUGUACCCGUGUUCGUAAACUGCAGGAUGUCAGCGACUGA
Messenger RNA from Cercopithifilaria johnstoni, 1266 nucleotides. Lineage: Eukaryota; Metazoa; Nematoda; Chromadorea; Rhabditida; Onchocercidae. The record is from the annotation of a GenBank genome assembly.